AUGUCCUACCCAGAGAAGGUUCCCUAUGUCCGCCUCGGAAACUCCGGGCUGAAGGUCUCCAAGAUUAUCCUGGGAUGCAUGUCGUAUGGCUCUCCUGAGUGGCAGGGUUGGGUCCUCGGUGAAGAGGAGGGCAUCAAGCACAUCAAGGCGGCGUAUGACGCCGGAAUCAAUACCUUCGACACUGCCAACGUCUACAGCAACGGCCUCUCCGAAACCAUUCUCGGAAAGGCCAUCAAGCAGCACAAUCUUCCCCGGGAUGAGAUUGUGGUGAUGACCAAGGUGCUCUACGAAGUCAAGCGCGAGGUCAGCGGGCCCUUCACCGUUGAUGUCGACCCAGACGUGCAGGGUUAUGUCAAUCAACACGGAUUGAGCCGCAAGCAUAUCUUCGACUCCGUCAAGCACAGCUUGGAGCGCCUCCAACUCGACUACAUUGACGUUCUGCAGUGCCAUCGCUUUGACAAUGACACGCCCAUUGAGGAGACGAUGGAGGCUCUGCACGACGUCGUCAAGGCCGGAUGGGUCCGCUACAUCGGGAUGUCGUCCUGCUACGCAUACCAAUUCCAUGCCAUGCAAUCCUACGCUAUUCAGAACAAGCUCACGCCGUUCAUCUCGAUGCAGAACCACUACAGCCUCCUCUACCGCGAGGAGGAGCGCGAGAUGUUCCCCAGCCUUGCUCAAUACGGCGUCGGCUCGAUCCCCUGGUCCCCCCUCGCCCGCGGCCGCCUCACCCGCCCGCUCGCCGAGCAGACGAAGCGCGGCGAAGCUGACGGCUUCAUCAACAUGUACAGCAAGGCGAAGGAGAGCAUGGAGUCCAUCGUCGGCCGCGUCGAGGAGCUCGCGCAGAAGAAAGGCUGCAGCAUGGCGCAGCUGUCGCUUGCCUGGAUCAUGGCCCGCCCAGGCGUGACGGCGCCCAUCGUGGGCACGACGUCGCUGAAGAAUCUGGAAGAUUUGCUUGGCGCGGUUGAUAUAAAGCUGUCGGAGGAGGAGAUGAAGUAUCUCGAGGAGCCUUACACGCCGCAGGAAAUCAUCGGGCAUUGGUAA
Molecule: messenger RNA, 1041 nt
Organism: Schizophyllum commune H4-8
Lineage: Eukaryota; Fungi; Basidiomycota; Agaricomycetes; Agaricales; Schizophyllaceae
Product: Aldo/keto reductase
Exons: 12
Coding region: 1-1041 (346 amino acids)
Source: RefSeq, a predicted model, not a curated record